Messenger RNA from Heterotrigona itama, 1189 nucleotides. The record is from the annotation of a GenBank genome assembly. Lineage: Eukaryota; Metazoa; Arthropoda; Insecta; Hymenoptera; Apidae.
AUGGCAGAUAUAUACGCAUCUGUGACUUACACAUCCGUGGACACGUUUAUCACUGUGCUUGUCUUGCAUGCUUGCGGACAGCUUUCGAAUCUGAAGGACGACUUGAGGAACACUCAUUUGUGUGAUAGAAAAGAUUUUCAAGCAAGAUUGAAAAAAAUUAUUGAGAAGCACAAUUAUAUCGUCGGGUUCGCCGAAACAGUAGAAAAUUGUUUCAACGUAAUGCUUCUGAUUCAAAUGCUUGGUUUUAUCGUUCAAUUAUGCUUCCAAUGUUUUCAAGCGAUCAUGAGUACGGAUAUAGCUGACGCAGCGUACAAUUGCGAAUGGUACAGUUUACCUCCAAAAGACGCAAGACUACUUAUAAUUAUUAUGUGUCGAGCCACAGCAAUGCCGCUAAAAAUUACAGCAGGCAAAUUUUGCUGGUUUACUGUGCUGUUAUAUACUCAGGUAAGUAAAAACGAAUUGUACGAUAUGAAUACAAUUUUCAGUGAAAUCAUCCUUCUAAUCCUACGAAGAUCGCGAUCCGUGAAGAUUCGGUCAUGAAUUACAGUCCAUCUAAUUUAAGUGAUUUGAAUGAAUAAUGUAUUAUCAAAUUUUAUAGAAGAAUUACGUCUAUAUGAAAAUCGUUCAGUUUUACCAAAACAUUCAGUAUAUAAAAUAUCCAUAAUGGUAUACUGUAGUUCAUGAACGUAUUAUAAAAAAAGAAUUUUUUCGAACAUAUCAUAUGUAAAACAAUAUGUAAAACAUAUGGAAAUUCCUCUAAUAUUAUGAGUGAAUGAAAUAUAAAUGCCCUAAAUAUAUUGAAAUCAACGUGAAAGAAGUUACAAAACAUUUGUUGUUAACAUACGUUUAGUACAAAAUUAGUAUAUAGCAUGAAUAGCCACGUUAAGAAUAAGAUAAGAAAUAUAAAUAAACUCAGUAAAGAAUAAAGGUUAGCAUAAAGUACUACGAAAUAUUUGUAUAUAAUUACAUUUUGUUGUUUUUUUGAAAUAUAUACUUGUACUCUAAUAUUUAAGAAUACAUAUAAUAUUUAUAUUAUAUCAUACUAAUGUAUUAAUGAAAUUUCAAAGCAUUGUAAGCAAAUAUGAUUCUAUUAAUGUUGGAAAACUUUCGAUAGCAAUAUUUUUGUAUGUUUCAGAUCCUGAAAACCGCGAUGUCGUACAUUUCUGUUCUAUACGCAAUGCAAAGAUAA